AUGCAUUCGAAGCUUGCAACAACCACAUCCGAUUCCGAUCCAGAAGACUCUUUCAAUGACGUUGUCCACCUAGAUGACUCUUGGUUCUACGGCCCACCAAGAAAGAAGCAAGUGUUGAACUGUACGACUAAGGAAAACUUGAUACCAUCAACUCUGGUCAAUCCAAAACGACCUUCGCUAGUUGAAAAAAGUUUUGGAGAGAUGGAAACGUUUUCCAAGCAACGCUCGGCUAUUGGAAAACUUGAAGAAUCUGUAAAAGUUUUCAAAAAUUCUCGAAUAUUUAGCUUUGAGAAGCCGGAACAAACAAAUGGUGAGCGACGUUAUCUUGUGAGUACUCUGGAGCGCUUUUGGUCUUGGUAUGAAACCCUAAAAGAUCGUCACUUUUAUGAGCUUAUUACCGAAUCGUCACCAUGUCGCCUUUACUUUGACCUCGAAUACUCUAAAGCUACUAAUGCCAACAUUGAUCAUGAGGCGGCUUAUAACUACUUCAUGAACACGGUGCGACGUUUGUUACAUGAUGAAUUUGACAUCGAAGCGGAACCAGCGAAGGAUUUUCUCGUACUCGACAGCUCAACGGAGAGUAAAUUUUCUGCUCAUGUCAUCUGUCAUCUACCUAAUGGAUACCUCUUUCCAUCUAAUGCACGUUCUUGUUUUCAUUGUGGACUUUUUUUUGAAACUGUUUUGUUCGACAACUCAGUGUACACCAAAAACAGGAACUUUCGUUUGUUUUUAUCAUCUAAACUUGGUAAGAACACAAUAUUCAAGCGAUAUGAGUUUUUGUUCGAGGAGAAUCAGUCGUAUUACUUAGGUUCUAAAAAGCCGUCUGAUCGACAAGUGUUCUACGAUUCGAUUUGCAUUCCUGCGAAUGCGUCCGAAUUUCCGUUACUAGGAAUGAAAGAUAUCAUUGGAAACGAAUUGCAGAGGUUUCAUGGUAUUCAGUGUAGGGAAUUCAACUUGUAUUUAACUCUUUACCAUGUGAGAAAUCUUUGUUUAGAUCCUGCAAAAUACUCUUCGGUUAAACUAAGGGAAGGCUCUGGACCAUCUCCUUAUAUCCAACUCGAUGAAUUUAUGCUUAUGCUGUGGAAGAAAUGGAAUCCCUCCGCUUAUAUUAGACAGUGGAAAGUGGUGAACGAUAGUAGUGAAGAGCGAGUUGCAGCUAUAAUAUACUAUGUAUUUACGGAUGAGUUUCGUGAAGAAGAGGUUAGAUGCGCUCAAGAAGUCGGUCAAAUGGCAAAUUUUAAAGGCGUUUUAACAAUUUCUAUAGUUCUAUUUUUAGAAUAUGGGCCUGCAAAUUGUCGUUACUGUUUCAAUAUUGGUCGGGAGCACAAAAGUAAUGGCACAUUUUGGACAGUGAACUUGAGCAGGUAA
This is a messenger RNA of Angiostrongylus costaricensis, 1368 nucleotides long. Lineage: Eukaryota; Metazoa; Nematoda; Chromadorea; Rhabditida; Metastrongylidae. The record is from the annotation of a GenBank genome assembly.